UGUAAUUAUAAUACUGUGUGCGGGGAUGCAUUUUUCAUAUCUCCAAUUUCUUCCUCACCUCAAAAUCGCUCUUUCAUUUCCCUCUCACCGCAGAAAUUGAUCCGACCACGACUUCGAAUCGCUUAUUCUCUACUUUUAUAACGAUGAAGACUGUUGCAAGAACUGAGACUGAUUUGUUGACCGAUCUACCCAAUAACAUAAUUGAGAACAUUCUUGGAUGUUUGCCUCUUCGAGAUGUGGUGAGGACAAGCAUUUUGUCCAGGGAAUGGAGGUACAAGUGGGCGUCGUGUCCGGAUAUUGUGUUUGAUUUCUGGUUCGAUCAAAUGUUUCUGGGAGGCCACCAACUGGAGCCCCUGGUUUACCAAAUAUUGAAACUUCACAAGGGUCCCUUGUUAAAGUUUGUUCUGCAAGUGCCUGAUCUCAAAAGUAAUCCAGAUAUUGAUGAAUGGGUUCGCUUGCUGCCAAAUAACACUCUUCAAGAGUUGACCCUCCAUGUAUCGAGAGGAGAGGCACACAGGUUGAGUUCACACCUGCUUAGUUUCCAGCAUCUGAGAAAUUUGAGGCUCUAUAACUGUGUAUUUGAUCCUCUCCCGGGGUUCAAGGGAUUCAGCAAGCUAGUGAACCUUGAACUGCAAAGGGUUGUGCUUGUGCCUGAAUCAUUUACGACUUUCAUUGCUUCGUGCCCUGCAGUUGAAAGACUGAGACUGAUUCAUUGCACCAGCUUCGAUUGCCUGGAAUUAACCGGCCCCAAGUUGAAAUACUUUGAAUUCAACGGGGUGUUCAAGUCAGUAUCGUUCAAGAAUUGCCCUGUUUUGAAGGAUAUUAAAUUGACAUUUUCAUCCAUGGAGUUUAAACGCGGGAACUUCUUUUCCUUAGAUUUGGUGAAAUCCCUUAGCUGCCUGCCUGCCCUUGAGGACCUUCAGUUACAAGCCUAUGCAUUAGAGGAUCUUGUUGAGCACGAAGCACCAAACAGACUGCCAAUCUCUUUGAAUACGCUGAAGAAUCUUCACCUUUCGGAUAUGUAUUUUGAGAAAAUUCAGGAGUCUUCGUGUGCCAUUUGUUUCAUCAGAAGCUGCCCUAAUCUACAGCGCCUUAAUAUCACUGCUUUCACCUUCGACGUGGUGGAUGCUGUGGCAGACUUCUUGAGGUCACAAACAAGCUCAGAGUCGCUGGCUCAUCUGAAAACCGUGAAGAUGCAGUUGUUCUCUGGGAUCGAAGCUGAGAUGGAAUUCGUGAAGUAUCUACUGGCAUCAGCCACGGCACUUGAGGAAAUGGCGAUAACACCCCAAACUGGCAGCAUCGCUGAUGGAGGGGAGUCGAUACUCAACGAGCUCAAGCAAUAUCCGCGAGCAUCACCGAGCGCAGAAAUCUUCAGUCCUCGAGCAUCAGAAAUCUUGAGUUCGGGGAACAAUAAUGGGAGCAAGCAUGUGUAGGUGCUUCAUUCCCACUAGUUAGGCUGUUUGUAAAUGUAUUAGGCUCCUUUGAGAUUCUGCUACAAUGCUAUAAAUCCAUCCUUUGAAAUUUUGAACCAUCAAUUCGCACUGUAAUAAUCCCAAGUGAAUCGAUUUGUGUUCUUAUUUGGCCCCCUGUAAUAGGAUAUUCCCUUCGUCCCAAGAUUUGUAUUCUUAUUUUGGAAAUCA
Salvia hispanica is the source of this 1640-nucleotide messenger RNA. Its product is annotated as F-box/FBD/LRR-repeat protein At1g13570-like. NCBI's taxonomy places the organism in Eukaryota, Viridiplantae, Streptophyta, Magnoliopsida, Lamiales, Lamiaceae. Gene Ontology annotation, molecular function: protein binding. The record is from RefSeq and is a predicted model, not a curated record.